This is a messenger RNA of Terrapene triunguis (Three-toed box turtle), 997 nucleotides long. Its product is annotated as arylamine N-acetyltransferase 2-like. The transcript is spliced from 2 exons. The record is from RefSeq and is a predicted model, not a curated record. Gene Ontology annotation, molecular function: acetyltransferase activity. Lineage: Eukaryota; Metazoa; Chordata; Testudines; Emydidae. Bases 54 to 893 code for a protein of 279 amino acids.
GGAGUUGCGGAAGCAAAACCCUGGGCAGGGCCAGCUGCAACCCCAGUCCUGGGAUGGACGUGGGUGCCUAUCUCUCCCGGAUCGGGUACCAGGGCCCGAUGGAGCCCACCCUGGAGACGCUGCGGGGGCUGCACCGUUGCCACCUGUUCUCGGUGCCCUUUGAGAGCCUGAGCGUGCACUGUGGGGAGCCCAUCACCCUGGCGCUGCCCCUGCUCUACGACAAGAUCGUCCGGCGGCGGCGCGGCGGCUUCUGCUACGAGAACAACGGGCUCUUCCUGUGGCUGCUGCGGGCGCUGGGCUUCUGCGUCGUGGGGCUAGCCGGCCGCGUCCGGAACCGCUUCACCGGGCGCCUCGGGCCGCCCUGCGACCACCUGGUGCUGCUGGCCCGGCUGGGGGGCCAGCGCUUCCUGUGCGAUGUGGGCUUCGGGGACGGCUUCCUGGAGCCCCUGCGGCUGGAGCCGGGCCUGGAGCAGCCGCAGGAGGGCGGCACCUUCCGGCUGGGCCUGGCGGGGGGCGUCUGGGUGCUGGAGCGGCUGCGGGCGCCGGGCGAGGAGGGGCAGAUGCUCUACACCUUCACGCUGGAGGAGCGGGAGCUGGGAGACUUCGCCGCCAUGUGCUGCUACCACCAACAGGCCCCCAGCUCCAUCUUCGCCUGCAAGUCCUUCUGCAGCCUGCCCCAGCCGGGCGGCGGCCGCCUCACCUACAUGGGCUGGCGCCUCAUCGCCACGCGGGGCGGGGAGCGCACGGAGACCCCCCUGCAGCCCCACGAGAUCCCCGCCCUGCUGCAGCGCGCCUUCGGGGCCCAGCUGAGCGGGACCCUGGUGCCCAAGGACCAAGACAUACAGCCACCCCCCGAGGGGGAGGAGAUGGGGCCAGCUCCCCCCACUGAAUGAAGGAGCUCCGAGAAAUGAGGUGGGGGGACCCAGAGACACCCCGGGUGCCCGGCUCUGACAGCUGUCGGGAGGGUGAGCUGUAAAACAGGCCGGCCAGGGCAGAA